Molecule: messenger RNA, 2109 nt
Organism: Bombus terrestris (buff-tailed bumblebee)
Lineage: Eukaryota; Metazoa; Arthropoda; Insecta; Hymenoptera; Apidae
Product: UPF0692 protein CG33108
Exons: 4
Coding region: 688-1437 (249 amino acids)
Source: RefSeq, a predicted model, not a curated record
GUAUCGAAAUCCCCGCACCUGUUUCAAUUCGAGUUCGAGUCGGAGUGAAAAGAGAUAAACAAUAUAUUUCCCGAGGCUAGGGUUCUUGCAAACAAUGCACUUGCCUAAACUGGUGAAUCAUCUUCGGAACUGCAGCACCUACGAGAAAUUUCUUAUCAGACUGUAUAUCGUGACAGACGCUUGCGAAUAAGACAUAGUGCGCUAUGCCAGCCUGAGAGAGCUCUCUCAGAGAGGAUUCAAAUUUCAGUCGUAUCGGGGCAGUAAUCGUAGUUCGUUGGAGAAUUGUCGCGCAUCCGAACGUACUCUUAAUACCGUCACGUCAAUGCACUCGAGUGUUAAUUCUAAUUUCUAUCGAAGAAUUACAUAAUGUAUGUGCAUGAGUCACAGGGUGAAUAGGGGGGACGUGCAAACGUCAAAAUCGUGCUGCACCGAUUUUGUUGCAUUUUAGCUUGGAUCUCUGCAAGAACGUUCAAUAGGAUUGCAUUUACGAUGAACUGGAAACAUUAUGCGACUUACCAGUGAACAGGAAGACUACCACUAAGAAAUGGCAAUUUUCAAAUUGAAAAUACUAAAGCGUAGGUGCAUGAUUUCAUAGCUGUGGAAACUACCAUCAUUUUAUUGUAACGUGUGGCCAGGUAUUUGUCAAUUGAACAAAGUAACUGUUCAUAUUGUACUUAUUACUGAAAAAUGCCAGCACCACCUCCACCUCUCUCAAGUUUGCCAGAGGCACCUAUGUGUGAAAAAACUGAAGUCAGCGAUGCAGACUCCCUGCCUCCUUGGGCCAAGAUUACCCUUACAUCUGCUGAGGCAGAAAUUGAAAAGCUGAUAUCCCGAAAUGAACUGAAAGAUGCAGAAGUCACAUAUUUUUGUCAAGUUGAACCAAUUUUGCAAGACGGACCACAAUGUGGUUUAGUAGCACUUGCUAUGGCAUCGCAAGAAUACACAAAACCAGUUUCUGUGAGUCAACUCCUAGCCGAAGCUCGUGUAAGGGGUUUUACACAACAUGGAGAAGUGUAUAGUGUUGAUUUUAUGGGCACACUAGCAGCUGAAUAUUUGCCUGACCAUAGACCAGAUAUCUUAGUGGAUUUACAGCAAUGCCCAGACACAUUGACACAUGCUUUGGCUCAUGGUGCAAUGGUACUAAUUCCAUACGAUUCUGAUUUCAAUCAUGCUCCAUGCUUAAAAAGAGGCCAUAAAGCUCAUUGGGCACUACUUGUGGGUCUAAUUUCAUCUAGACAAGGAUAUCAUGUCUUAGCGCGUCAUGGAAAAUCACGUCAUUUAGCUUGUUGGCCGUUACGCGAUUUAAUCGAGAGCAAUGGCAAUUUGGAAGAAGAAGGAACAGCUAGACAUGCUGGAGGAUACGUGAUACCAAAAGGAGGAGUUGGUGGUCAGAGAGGUUUGCGUGGUAGGGCACUGGCGUUGCACCCAUACAUAUAAGAUCUUGUACAAGAAUUGUAGGUAAUUAAUAUCACAGCGAAAGACAGAAAUUACUAUUAUAAUAUUACUGUAUCCACAUUACAGUAUAUGGUAAAUAUUCAAAGGCAUAACGUUUGCACAGCUGCUACGGAAUUUAAUUACUUGUAAAAUCGUAUUGCUUUUAAGUAACAUGUGUUUUAACUCGCAAUGCAUUUUUUGAUCAACAUUUGAAGGAAGUAUUAAGAUUCCCAAAAAUUCGGCAUUAGAUGUAAUAAAUUGACGAGAAUAUCAUUUAUUGAGUUCUAACAUGCAAUGUAAAUAAUGAUUUAUUAUGUACGUUUGACUUUACAUGCACCUGACGGUUUGAAAGAUUCUUUCUUUCGUUGUUUCGACGUAUCGAGCUUUUCCUGUGGUGCGACACGUGCUAAGUGCAAGUAUAAGAAAAUAAAAUGGGCAUGUAUACGUGCAUGAAAGAGACAAACGUGGACGAGGAGAAAGAAAAGUCUAUAAAGAAUAUCUGCAUAAAAUAAAUAUCUACGUGUAUUAGCUAGGAUUUAUUGGGAUCGUAACACUAGCUGGAACAAAAAAAAAACCAAGUAUAUUUAUUUAGCGAAGAAACUGUAGGUUUUCGAUCAAUAAUUAUGAAUCUUUGUUUUAUCUUAACAUUGUGAAUAAAGACUAAAUCUAUCUAUA